AUGGACGCAUCAUCUUCAUCAGAUAUUGAAUCCGUCUUAUCAGAAGCUCCAGCAAUGACAAGCGCACCGAGCUCGCCACCUGCCGUGGCUUCCCCCAAAUCUGAUGUUCUGGGCCAGAUUACCGAGAACAGCCUCUUGAAAGAGGAGCGGGAAGCUCGGGAUGAGAACAGAAAAGCUGAGGAAGACAAAUCAAAGGUGGCAGGCCGGAAACCACGGAAGAAGAAGAAGAAAGCCGAGACCAAGGCUGAGCGUGAGGCCAAGGCUCGAGAAUUGGACGAGUUAUUGAUGAAAAGCGCGGCUUUCAGUGACAUCCUCACCAAGAAAACCCAGGUUCUCGGCCGAGUUGGCAGCAGUCUUGAUGGCAAGGCGCUUGGAGAACAUAAUCUGCAAAUGGCAGAGCAGCCCAAGUGCAUGAUAGGAGGAACAAUGCGCGAUUACCAAUUGGAAGGUUUAACAUGGAUGUUUGAGAUUUGUUCUCAGGGAAUGAGCGGGAUUCUCGCCGAUGAAAUGGGAUUAGGUAAAACUGUCCAAACCAUUGCUUUGAUCGCCUUGCUUCGCGAGCAGGAAAACUAUCUCGGACCACAUCUCAUUGUUGCGCCCCUGAGCACCCUCUCGAACUGGAUGGACGAAUUCCACAAGUGGACGCCCAGCAUCCCUGUCAUUAUGUAUCAUGGGAACCAAUCUCAACGUGAAGAGAUCUUCCGAACCAAAAUGCUUAACAAUCUGAAGGGCGGCAGACCCACGACACGAUUUCCAGUUGUUUGCACGUCAUAUGAAAUGGUUCUGCGAGACCAACACAAUCUGUCCCGAAUUCAGUGGGAAUUCAUUAUCAUCGAUGAAGGGCAUCGCAUGAAGAAUGCAGAUGCGAAGCUGUUCCAGCAAUUACGGCAAUUCUCAUCAGCGACAAGACUGCUCAUCACCGGCACACCCCUGCAGAACAAUUUGAAAGAGUUGUGGUCCUUGUUGCAUUUCCUUCUCCCCAACAUCUUUACUGAUUGGGAGGCAUUCGAGUCAUGGUUCGACUUCUCAGAUUUGGAGGAUGAGAAAGGUACCGAAGAAUUCAUUGCCGAUCAGAUGAAACAAGACCUGGUUAAGAAGAUGCACCUCAUCUUGCAGCCUUUGCUAUUACGAAGAAUCAAGCAAGAUGUCGCUGCGUACUUACCAAAAAAGCGAGAAUACGUCUUGUUUGCACCCAUGACAAAAGAACAAACAGAUCUCUACAACGUCUUCACCAACAAGGAAAUCGACACCAGGCAAUAUCUUGAACAGAAGGUCACGGAGAAGGUCAACAGCGCAAUAGCAUCCGCUAGUUCCACCCGCGCAUCAUCACGAUCUAGUAAUCGUGCUGCGGUUUCCAAGAAACCAACAGGAUCUGCUGGAGGCGCCAUUUCCCUCCCAGUGCGACAGAGUCCUCGUGGGAAGAAAACGGAGAACAAGUCAGCCGCUCUGGUACCAAAUGCAUUUAGCAUGAUGAUGGGGAAACGCGCCGCAAGCCGGCCCAAAAAGCAGGAUGCCCAAAACAAUACAGUAACCCCCGCGAAGCAGGCCACGAAGAGAAAGAGCCCGCCAACAUCCGUAAAGUCAGAAUCCAAGAGCGCCAGGUCAAGCCGCACUUCUACCCCAGCCAGCACCCGUGGUAGACCUCGAAAAGGGAAGACAUAUGCAGAGGCGGACUCUGAUGAGGAAGACGCCCUUUCUGAUGACGCUUUCGAAGCCAAGCUUGCAGAUGAAGUGGUUAGCGAGGACGACUCCGAGGAAGUCGACGAGCUCCAGUCACCAGAGGAAAUAGAACGAGCACAAACACUAGAUCUCGCCAAGAAACAACUAGCACAAAAGAAACUAGGCAAUCCCCUCGCCCAGUUGAGACUGGUGUGCAACAGCCCUCACAACUUCUACAACCCCUGGAACACAUCAACCGACAUCCCCGUCGACGAAUCCAUCAUCACCUCCUCUGGAAAGAUGCUCCUCCUCGACCGUCUCCUACAAGCCCUAUUCCAAAAGGGACACAAAGUCCUCCUCUUCUCCCAAUUCAAGACCCAACUCGACAUACUCGAAGACUACAGCCGCGAGCUCCGUGGCUGGAACGUCUGUCGCAUCGACGGAUCCGUGCCCCAAGACAGUCGCCGCCAACAAAUCCACGACUUCAACAACGACCCCGAAUACAACCUCUUCCUGCUAUCAACCCGCGCAGGCGGCCAAGGCAUCAACCUCGCGUCCGCAGACACUGUCAUCCUAUUCGACAGCGACUUCAACCCGCAGCAAGAUUUACAAGCCCAAGACCGAUGCCACCGGAUCGGACAGACACGCCCCGUCAUCGUCUACCGCCUCGCUACGAAGGACACCGUCGAAGAAUCCCUCCUCAUGUCCGCAGACGCCAAGCGGCGGUUGGAGAAACUCGUCAUCAAAAAGGGCGGGUUCAAGACCAUGGGGCAAAAGAUGGAGAAUAAGGAACAGCUUGACGCUGAGACGCUGCGUGCUCUGCUCUUGAAAGACGGACAGGUAUAUGAGACGUCAGGCGGGGAUGAUAUUCUGAGCGAGGAGGACCUUGAUGCGCUGUGUGAUCGGUCUGAUGGCGCGUAUGAUAGAGCCGCGAGUGGCUUAGGCGACGCGGAUAGGUAUCGUGUUGUUGAGACGGGUGCGGAUUCUAUCAAACUUGCGAGGAGGGAUUGA
Messenger RNA from Pochonia chlamydosporia 170, 2670 nucleotides. RefSeq names its product ISWI chromatin-remodeling complex ATPase ISW2. Gene Ontology annotation, molecular function: ATP binding; ATP-dependent chromatin remodeler activity; DNA binding. The transcript is spliced from 4 exons. The record is from RefSeq and is a predicted model, not a curated record. Gene Ontology annotation, cellular component: nucleus. The coding region runs from base 1 to 2670 and encodes 889 amino acids. Lineage: Eukaryota; Fungi; Ascomycota; Sordariomycetes; Hypocreales; Clavicipitaceae.